Arctia plantaginis is the source of this 2496-nucleotide messenger RNA. The record is from the annotation of a GenBank genome assembly. NCBI's taxonomy places the organism in Eukaryota, Metazoa, Arthropoda, Insecta, Lepidoptera, Erebidae.
AUGAUCUCUCGAUAUGAAGUGCAGACUUCUGAAAAACUCGGCAGACACUUAGUUGCUGCUAAAGAUCUAAAAAGUGGUGAGACGAUACUGUCGGAUGAACCAUUCGUGUUGGGUCCAAACAGCGACACUUCUUUGGUAUGUUUCAACUGCUAUUUGCCGUUGAUGAGCAAGUUUGUGGUGUGUAAAAACUGUGGUGUAGCGCCUAUCUGCCCUGGAGAUGGGUGUCCGGAUCAUCUUGCUCAUAAAAAGUGGCAUACUAGCACAGAAUGCGAUUUCUUCAAAACUCUAAAGCUAACUAACGGAUUACAUCCAAUGACAAUGGUUCAAAAUGUGGGAUCUUUGUUAGCUUUACGAGCAUUCAUGAAAAGGAGCGUCGAUGUCAAGGCUUGGGAUGAAUUUAUGAAACUGGAAAGUCAUUUGGAGAAAAGGAAGCAUACGAGCGCAUGGGAAUAUUCAGAUAAUACUGUUAAGUUUAUCCAGUCAUUACAUGUAGCAGGCGUCGUACCGGACGAAAACUUGAUCCAAAAGAUAUGUGCAGCAAUAGAUGUUAACAGCUUCGAAGUACGUGGUCCAGCCAUCCCAGCAAUAGGAUGUGCAGAAGUUUUACGUGGAGUUUAUCUAAAGGCUGCAUUACUAGCCCACGACUGCGUAGGUAACACGCACAUGUCCAUAAAUGAUAAUAAUGUUCUUGUAUGCCAUGCUAGUACAAAUAUUAAGAAGGGCGACAUCAUUUACUACAACUACACAGAUCCUUUAAAGGGCACUGCUAUACGUCAGCAACAUUUAAUGAUAGGCAAAUAUUUUAAAUGCACUUGCAAUAGGUGUGCAGAUAACACAGAGAUGGACACUUUUAUGAGUUCCUCUAAAUGUACAGAAUGUAAGACUGGUUUGGUUUCACAAACGACUCCUGAACAAUGGACUUGCCAUGAUUGCAAAAAUACUUAUGCAGAUGAUAAAAUUAGUUACCAAGUUCAAUGCUGUGCGGAAAAGUUUGGAGUUAUUAAUAAAAAAGACGAAAAAGAACUAGAAGAAUAUAUAAGAAACGUAUCACUGGUUCUCGGACCCAACCAUUACCUGUUACUAGAGGCGAAGCAGCGGUUGGCUGGGGUUCUAAGAGAUACUAUUAAUCGAGAACCACGUCCCACAAAAAAACUGAUGAAGCGAAAAAUGGAAUUAUGCGAAGAAAUACUCACCGUGCUAAACAAAUUAUGUCCAGGAAUAUCUAGAACAAAAGCAAUCACGUUGUAUGAAUUACACUCAGCAAUUGUGCGCUUAGCGAAAAAACUUUUCGAUGGAAGAGAAAUUACAGGUUCUGCGUAUUUGGAUGAAUUAAUAACAGCCGAGAAACACUUAAAACAAGCUCUGGAAAUGCUUUUCAUUGAACCAGGUAAUUCUCCAGAAGGAGAACUUUGCGCCAAAGCUCUAGAGGAAUAUAGAGCAUUGAAGGGGACCAUGAAUGCUGUACUCGACGGAAUACAUGCCGAAGGAAAAAGUUAUCAAUUUACAGAAGAAACAAAUGCUAUGGCGGAUCAGUCAUCUGUGUUAGCUUUGAUGAUACUAGCAGUUGGCGUCACAGUGCAUUUUUCGCUCCACAAAGUUGAAGAGGGUCAUGUAGGAGUAUAUUAUAGGGGUGGAGCCUUAUUGCCGGUCACUAGCCAGCCUGGGUUCCACAUGAUGAUACCACUUCUUACAUCAUACAAAGCUAUACAGACUACACUUCAGACAGAUGAAGUAAAAAAUGUCCCUUGUGGUACAAGCGGCGGUGUGAUGAUCUACUUUGAGAGGAUUGAAGUUGUCAACAAGUUAGAGCCUGUAAGUGUGUUAGAUAUGGUGCGCAACUUUACAGCAGACUAUGAUAAAACCCUGAUUUUCAACAAGGUGCAUCACGAGCUAAACCAAUUCUGUAGUGCCCAUACUCUGCAUGAGGUCUACAUUGAUCUGUUUGAUCAAAUUGACGAGAACUUACGAACGGCCUUGCAACAAGAUCUAAACGAAAUGGCGCCAGGUCUGAGGGUUCAAGCAGUUCGUGUCACGAAACCCAAGAUACCUGAGAUGAUUCGUAAAAAUUACGAGCUUAUGGAAGCAGAGAAGUCUAAGUUACUCAUUGCAGCUCAACAUCAAAAGGUGGUGGAAAAAGAGGCGGAAACAGCAAGACGCAAAGCUGUUAUCGAAGCCGAGAAAGAGGCCCAAGUUGCCAAAAUUCAGUAUGAACAAAAGAUCAUGGAGAAAGAAUCUUUGCAGAAAAUUGAGCUUAUUGAAGACAGCAUUCAUAAAGCUAAGCAACAGACUAAAGCAGAAGCUGACUACUACCAUCUAAAGAAGCAAGCAGAAGCCAAUAAAUUACUUCUGACUAGAGAAUACUUAGAAUUAAAGAAAUAUGAGGCUCUUGCACUCAACAAUAAGAUUUACUUUGGUAAUGAUAUUCCAAAAAUGUUCAUGCAAGCCAAUGUUGGUGACAGUGUUCCUCCAAUAGCUAAAAGUGUCCAGGUUGAAUGA